Aspergillus mulundensis is the source of this 1098-nucleotide messenger RNA. RefSeq names its product putative allergen Asp F4-like. NCBI's taxonomy places the organism in Eukaryota, Fungi, Ascomycota, Eurotiomycetes, Eurotiales, Aspergillaceae. The transcript has a single exon. Bases 1 to 1098 code for a protein of 365 amino acids. Gene Ontology annotation, molecular function: IgE binding. The record is from RefSeq and is a predicted model, not a curated record. Gene Ontology annotation, cellular component: extracellular region.
AUGAAGUGGGAGUCACUCAUUCUAACCGCCCUCGCCGCUGGUUUGGCGUCGGCCAGAGCCCAUGGCUUGCACGGGCACGGGCACAAGGACGUCCAUCGCCAUCAGAAGAAGGACAGCGGGGUGAAUACCAAGACUGUUGUGCAGUGGGAUGUCGUUACCGUGUACACGACUGUCACCCUUGACGCGGCUGCCACUGCCACUAUUGCCGACGUCGAUGUCUCUGCCGAAACCUCAAUCUCAACCUCGACUUCGAGUGCCUCUACCAGUGACAGCGAUGCCCUCGUGGAAGGUACUGUCGCUGUUUCUAUCGGAGACUCCCCUGUUGACUCUGCCUCCGUCACGACCACGACCACCAUCAGCACAACCACGACCGCCACCAUAACAACGUCCACCACUGCCUCCAGCACCAGCACCAGCACCAGCUCAAGCGACUGGUCCUCAACCCCCUCCUCAGGCACCUUCUCAACAACCGGCUUCGGCACGCGCACAAACUCCAGCAGCAGCAGCGGCAUCACGUACACCGGAAACGUCGGGUCCCCCUGGGGCAGCAACAUCAUCGAAGUGUCCUCAUCAUCGGCCUCAUCCUACAAAUACGUCCUGCAAUUCACGCUCCCCGCCAACACCUCCUCCUCCUCCUCCUGGUUCAUCUCCUUCUGGAACAAAAUCGGCCCCGACGGCGGCAUGGACGGGUGGUACGGGCACUCCGCAUUGAACUUCACGCUUGCCCCCGGUGAAACGCGGUACGUCGCGAUCGACGAGAACAGCCAGGGCGGAUGGGGCGCGGCGGCGGGUGAUUCCUUGCCAACGGACAGCUACGGCGGGUACGCGUGCACGUGGGGUGAGUUCGACUUCGGCGACGAGGAUAAUGACGGCUGGAGCGGGUGGGAUGUCAGCGCGAUCCAGGCGCAGAAUGCGGAUUUGGAUGUGCAGGGGAUGAGGAUUUGUACGGCGGCGGGCGAGGACUGCUCGUAUAUCACGGAAAAUGCGGCGGAUGUGGUGAAUGCGUAUACGGCUGCAGAGGCGAGUGUGGAUGGGAUUGGGGGCGCUGUUGGGGCUGGCCCGGUGAGGUUGGUUGUUGAGGUUGAUUAUAGGGGGUGA